Molecule: messenger RNA, 1404 nt
Organism: Belonocnema kinseyi
Lineage: Eukaryota; Metazoa; Arthropoda; Insecta; Hymenoptera; Cynipidae
Exons: 3
Coding region: 657-1187 (176 amino acids)
Source: RefSeq, a predicted model, not a curated record
AGUGUAAUGAUGAAUCAUGCUGUACACCAAUGCGAAGCAGUUUGAGAUUGGUUAUAAAAAAUAGCUUUCUGCCACCACCAUACAGCAUUAUUCAAACAGCUUCAGGACUUUGUGCUGCGUUACCAAAUCCUGAUGGCAAUGACCAAUUCGUAUCCCUACUGUUGAGAGAAUCAAUUCAUAUUAAACCCAAACAUGCAGAGUUUUUAGAAAUGCCUUACGAUUAUUUCUGUCCAUCAGUUACGAAAGAUUUGAUUUAUAGAGUCUGCACCAUCUGUGGAAUAUGUUUUGCCACUAAAAAAUUGCAAAAACUCACAAAGAAGAAAGGCACGGUAAAGCUAAUUCUGCCAUUAAAACCAUUCGACCACGUUCAAUCGUAAAAAAACGCCAGGAAAAAUACUUUUGUCAUAUACAAAGCGAGCCACAGGAUCAACCAGAUAUUGUAGAGUGGAUUGAAGCAUAUAUUUUGGAUGUAACUGAUAUUCCUGUUCCCAAAGACUCUGAUGAUGUAGUCAGUACAUCCACACUUAGUAAAGAAAUUAGAAGAUACUCUCAGGAAAGAAAACUGUAAACGAAAAACGAGAGAUUCAUUACCAAACGAGCCUCCAAACAAAAAGCAGGCAACGAUUGAUAGAUGGGGCACAGGUUCUGCUGAAGUUAUGCAAAAAAUUAUGAAUAAAGCAGUCUUAAAUUAUGUUGUGAAAGAAAUGCAGCCAUUGUCAGUUGUCGAUAAACUAAUUUUAAUAAAUUUAGUACGAUUAGGGUGCCCAAAGAAAGUUUCUGUAAUGUCUUUGACAACAUUAAAAAAUAGAAUCACAGAUACUCAUAAAGAAAUGAAAAGUCAUCUCUGUGAAACACUUGAAAAAGUAAGCGUAGUCUCAGCAGCAGCUGAUUUGUGGUCAAAAGAAAAAAGGAGCUACUCAGGCAUUAAAGUGCACUGGCUUGAUCAAGAAUCUCUAGAAAGAAAAUUUGCGGUUUUAGCGUCUCGCAGAAUUACAAGUAGUCACACUCACGACGUGAUAGCACGAGAAAUAAACGCAGUAUUUUUACAGUAUUAUAUUCAAAAUAAAGUAAGCUAUAUGACAAAUUUUGUCUUGAAAAAAACUGUGAUACUGAAUCUCAGAAACCACAAGAGAGCGAUGGCAGCACUGAAAAUGAGUUCUUCACAUUUGCAGUCCACGAAGGUUUAGAAACUAAUUUUCAAGAAUUUUAUGACAUUCAAAAACUUGUGAAGAGUAAGUCGAAAUUGACUGUGUUUCAUUAAUUCCCAAAGAUGAAAACAUUAUUCAUCAAAUAUAAUACUGCUUUACCAAGUAGUGAUUCGGUAGAAAGAGUAUUUAACACUGCAGGUUUAAUUCUAAAUGAAAAGAGGAACAGACCGAAUGACAAGAUGUUCGAAAUAUUAUU